AUGUCGGACGAAAGUAUCCUCUUCAUCCAUGGAGCCUUCACCGAUGGAGAUGAUUGGGACCUCGUUGUGCCGCAUCUAGCUGACUACCAUCUCAUCAUGCCCGAUCUUCCCGGACAUGGCCAGUCUAAAGAAUUUCGACCGUUCUCUGUGAAUGAUGCAGUCGAUCGGUUGGCUCGACUGAUCAUCCUUACAGCACUCGGCGGAAGAGCUCAUGUCGUCGGGCAUAGCCUAGGUGCCAAGAUUGGCAUCGCGCUAGCGUCUGCCCACCCUGACAUCGUCAAGGACGUCAUAGUGUCUGGUUUCGAGGUUUACCCGCCAAAUGCCCUCACACCAUACUUGCCUUAUGUUGUCUGGGCCGACCAGCGUAUCGAGAAUGCUAUACCGCGCCCGCUUAUACGGUGGUUGAUGGACGGCACAGAUGUCAGACGGAGCAAUAUUAGCACCAGCACCUUAGCACUAUGUCGCGAUAUUACAAGCCCAAUGCAGGAGACAGUAUGGCCGCUGCCAUGGUCUGCGCGCACAUUGGUUAUCGCUGCCGGCAAAGGAGGCAUCAUUCCCUCUGCUGACCAUCCUCACGAUGCAAAGAAGCUUGCUAAGAUUGGAAGGGAGAAGAAUGAAGCGACUAUCGCCGUAACGCACCCUCGCAUGAGACAUCCAUGGAAUCGGCAAGAACCUGGAUUAUUUGCGGAGACUGUCAAAGCCUGGAUCGAGCGGCAAGAAUACCCAGAUGGAUUUGUCGAACUCUAG
Thyridium curvatum is the source of this 747-nucleotide messenger RNA. RefSeq lists its product as uncharacterized. The record is from RefSeq and is a predicted model, not a curated record. Bases 1 to 747 code for a protein of 248 amino acids. The transcript has a single exon. NCBI's taxonomy places the organism in Eukaryota, Fungi, Ascomycota, Sordariomycetes, Thyridiales, Thyridiaceae.